Messenger RNA from Salvia hispanica, 2133 nucleotides. The record is from RefSeq and is a predicted model, not a curated record. NCBI's taxonomy places the organism in Eukaryota, Viridiplantae, Streptophyta, Magnoliopsida, Lamiales, Lamiaceae.
UGUAUAUAUAAAGUAGAAUAUGUAUUACCACUAACUGAUUAAUUCCUCCAACCAUGAUCUCAACCCAUCAAAACCUCAUCACUUCAUCUCUCUUCUUGAUUCUGUUUCUCUCACUCCAUAGUUUGUUUGAAACUUGUGAUGCCAAAUGCACUCCUUUUUGUGGCAUCAUUCACAAUAUCAGCUCCCCUUUCCGCCUCAACACUGACCCCAAAAAGUGCGGAAGAUAUGCGUUAGCCUGUGAAAAUAAUGUGACCUCCAUCUCCCUUAAUUCUCACCAAUACUAUGUCAAAGCAAUCAACUACACUGGCUACGGAGAUGAGCCCACCAUCAGGGUGGUUGAUGCUUCCAUAAACAAAGACGACAUCUGCUCGUUUCCCACCUUUGCAAUAUAUGCCCAUAGCUUCAUCCAUGAUCAUCCUAAUCCUAUUCCCUACCUGGAAAAUGAUAACUCCUUACCUAUAAACUUUAUAAGCUGCCCAAAUCCGUUGAGAAAUACAUCCCUUUUCACAGAUAUCACUACUCGUUGUGUCUCUUAUUCAUCCCAUCAUCACAAAUAUGCUUAUAUCAAGGUCGGCCACAUGAAGGCCUCAGAGGUUCCAUACACCUGUGGAGUAGACCUCAUAGCGAUGACAUCCUGGCAUAAUUUCAAGGAUUUGAACAAUGUUUCGCUUUCAGAAAUCCAUGAGUCCCUCUUGUAUGGAUAUGAACUCACCAUCUGCCCCUGGUGUGAUGGUGAAACACCCAGUAAAUUGGGGCUUGUCAUAAUUCUUGUGGUCGUUGCAGGUUUGUUGUGCGCAGCGGUAAGCCCUCCUUUGUUCUUCGUCUGUGGAUUCGGCACUGUAUCACUACUCGUUUAUCUGCUUAUAUUUCUAUUGAUCCAUAUACAUAGCCCCGAGGCCGACCAAGGUUCCUCGAUGCCUAGUGAACAAUGGUUACUCGUCAUAGGCCUCCUCAUCUUUUUACCAAGGUGAAGGAGGCUAUGGUUGUGUUUACAAAGGAAAGCUUCAAAGUGGGCAACAUGUAGCCGUCAAAAUGCUGGAAAAAUCCGGAGGAAAUGGACAAGACUUUAUGAAUGAAAUAGCAACUAUUGGAAGGAUACAUCAUGUCAAUGUGGUGCAACUUAUUGGAUAUUGUGCACAAGGAUCCAAGCGUGGCCUCGUCUUUGAUUUCAUGCCCAAUGGUUCUCUUGAAAAGUACCUCUUCAAUCGAGAAAUGAUGAAUUACUUAAAUUGGAAUACAAAGUUUGAUAUUGCCGUUGGAAUAGCUCGAGGAAUUGAAUAUUUGCAUCAAGGGUGUGAUAUCCAGAUUCUUCAUUUUGACAUCAAGCCUCACAACAUACUCCUCGACCAGAACUUCAUCCCCAAAAUAUCGGAUUUCGGGCUAGCCAAGUUGUAUUCCACCGAGAAGAAGGUAGUUACGUUAACAGCCGCUAGAGGAACCAUAGGAUAUGUUGCUCCAGAACUAAUCAACCGGGGUAUAGGCGGAGUCUCUUCUAAGGCGGAUGUGUAUAGUUUUGGGAUGCUGCUGAUGGAAAUGGUCGGCUUAAACAGAAUGAUGAAGGGAAACAAAGAUGAUUCUACAAAGUAUUUCCCAAAUUGGAUAUAUGACCGCAUUAAGCAAGGUAGGGAGAUUGAAAUUGAAAGUGUGGAGGAAAACAGUGGUAAUGAUGAGAAUGAGAAGGUUCGGAAGAUAACAAUAGUUGCGUUAUGGUGUAUACAAAUGAAUCCGGAUGAUCGUCCAUCAAUGAAUAAAGUGUUGCAAAUGUUAGAAGGUGAUGUGGAGUGUCUGCAGAUUCCAGAGGUUCCAUCAUCACAAUCAACCCAAAUUUCAUCAUCACAAUCAACACAAAUUGCUGGAAAUGAGGAAGAGAGUUGGCUUACAGAUGCAACUGAUUCUGUAUCAUUGCUCCAUCAUAACAAUGCCAUCAACUUUGAGAUUACUAUUGCAUGAAGUGAACAUCUACUUCCCAGUCUUCCUUUCUUCACCUAUCUCUUCUUCUACAUGUAUUAGUUAUGAACAUUAAUAUUUAUUAAGUAGAAAGUAAACUGAUAGUUGUGUUUUCGAUUCGUUAAUAUUCAGAUGUAUGAAUAAGUAAUUUGUGUUCAGGCAAUCCAUGAGGAAGUUUUGUAGCAA